Messenger RNA from Caenorhabditis elegans, 770 nucleotides. RefSeq names its product TspO/MBR family protein (gene tspo-1). Gene Ontology annotation, cellular component: membrane. The coding region runs from base 1 to 639 and encodes 212 amino acids. Gene Ontology annotation, biological process: tetrapyrrole metabolic process. The record is from RefSeq and is marked reviewed. Lineage: Eukaryota; Metazoa; Nematoda; Chromadorea; Rhabditida; Rhabditidae. The transcript is spliced from 5 exons.
AUGACUUGUCAAGAACAUCGCGGUGAAUUCGAGAAAAGCUGGUCAAAUAUCCAUUCGGAAACUGGAGAAGUAUUUAAAGAGUUUAUUGACAAGGAGCACUGUCGUCUUGCUGCUUACGAAAAAAUGCCAUUCUGGACCACUCAGGACACUCGUAAUGCGAUCAUCUCGUCGUUGAUUCCAGCUGGAGCCGCGGUGGCUGCCUUUGCAUCAUUUGCCAAAGAUCAGCAAGUUGCUGAUUGGUGGGCGGCAUUGAAAAAGCCAAAUUGGGCUCCAAAAGACGUUCGAGUCUAUUCCGCUGUCGAUCUUCUGACUCUAUCGCCUUUGGGAUACGCUUCUUACCUUGUAUACAAGAACGGAGGUGGGUUCGACUACAACGACACAAAGUUGGCUCUUGGUUUGUAUGGAGCUAGUGUCACUCUCGCUGUUGCAACAAUUCCGAUCGUCAAGAAGAAGGAGCUGGGAUGUUUGUGGAAGAAUACCACUGUUGUCAGUUUGACUGCUGCAGCUGCAUCUUUUGCAUUCUACAAGAUUGACAAGAAGGCUGGCCUCCUUGUCGUUCCAUUCGCUGUAUGGACCGCUUUCUACGCUUACCUCGCUUACUCCAUCAAGAAGGAGAAUGACCCAAUCAAGAACUUGUAAAACAAUCACUGCAGGAAUUCUUCACAAUCUCAAGUUUAGACUCUUCUAAAUGAUUUAUUCUCUCAUUUUUCUUUCUUCCAAUUUUACUUUUUUUGCUAAAUGAUUUCUGUAAAUAAAUCAAUUGACUCCUG